UCAUAGGAUACUGGAGAUGUGCAAAGUCAAGACAAAAGAACUUCGAAAGAACUUAAGAAUGUGCCAAGACCUGUCAAAAGGGCAAGAAUUGAGGAUACUUCUUAUUGGCAAGACGGAAUCAGGGAAAAGUUCUACGGGGAACACGAUUUUGGGGAAAGAAGUAUUUAAAUCAUCUGCUCCAGCAACAACAUCUGUCACAAAAAUGAUACAGGUUGGAAGGGCCUAUAGAUUUUACAAAAAACUUGUUGUGGUCGAUACACCUGGAUUAUUUGAUACAAACAAAAAUACAAACAACAUGGAUAUUUUAAAGGAGAUUACUAAAUGCUAUGCCGCCACCUCCCCAGGACUUCAUGCUAUCCUUUUAGUAGUACCCAUUGGGAGGAUUGAUGAUCGAGUUGAUGAAACAGUCGAAAUAUUUCAGCGUUAUUUCGGCCAUAAUGCAACAAAUUUUAUGAUUGUGGUUUUCACUUACAAAUAUAAAUUAGCCGAACCUGGGCUAGAUAAUAAUUUAGAAAAAUAUAUUAAUACUAUUCCUUUAAGCUCUCCUCUGAAGCAAGUUCUACAACGGAUACAGGGACGAUAUAUUGCAUUUGGCUAUAAGGGAAAAGAGGAAGAAAGAGAAAAGGAAGUUAUAGAACUUAUCAAAAUAAUUAAUCGGAAUUUGGAAAAUUAUUCAGCUGGGAUGUACACCAAUCAUUUGUAUGAACAGUCAGAACAAUUUUUCAAUGAGCAGUAUGAAAAGUAUAUGGAAGGAAAAACAGGAAAACCACAAAUGACUAAGGAAAGCUUUAGAGAAAAGUUUUUCAAAAAUGGAUUUUUCGACAGAAUUCAAACUGAUAAGGCCAAUAAGCAGGAUUUCAUGGAAGACAUGAGAGCACACUAA
Molecule: messenger RNA, 883 nt
Organism: Saccostrea cuccullata (small rock oyster)
Lineage: Eukaryota; Metazoa; Mollusca; Bivalvia; Ostreida; Ostreidae
Product: GTPase IMAP family member 4-like
Exons: 4
Coding region: 17-883 (288 amino acids)
Molecular function (GO): GTP binding
Source: RefSeq, a predicted model, not a curated record